UUCUUCUUGAGUCUCGUCAGUCCAGCCGCCAAAGUGGAGAGUGUGAUCGCACAGGGGGGUGUCUCUCGUUUCAGUGCGUCUUCGGGCGGAGGAGGCGGGAGGGGGGCCUCUCAGCACUAUCCCAAGACUGUCGGCAAGAGCGAGUUCCUGGGCUUGGCUCCGGGUUCCGUGGGGCAGAAAUGGGUUCCGUCGCGCAGCACUAGACGAGAAGGCUCCUCCACCGAGAAGGAACGCCAUGACAACAUCUUCAGGAAGGUCCGAGGCAUCCUGAACAAGUUGACUCCUGAGAAGUUUGACAAGCUAUGUCUGGAGCUGCUCAACGUGGGCAUUGACUCCAAAGUCGUCCUCAAAGGAGUCAUCCUACUGAUCGUGGAUAAGGCGUUGGAAGAGCCCAAGUACAGUUCCCUGUAUGCUCAACUCUGCCUCCGAUUGGCUGAAGACGCCCCCAGCUUCGAUGGCCCCACCCCCGACAACCAACCCCCCCAGAAACAGAGCACCACCUUCAAGAGACUGCUCAUUGCCAAGCUGCAGGAUGAGUUUGAGAACCGCACCAAGAACGUGGAGGUGUAUGACCGUCAGGACACGCCCCUGUCCGCUGAAGACUGCGAGCAGCAGGCGCUGGCCAAGAUUAAGAUGCUCGGAAACAUCAAGUUCAUCGGGGAGCUCGGCAAACUGGACCUCAUCCACGAGUCCAUCCUGCACAAGUGCAUCAAGACGCUCCUGGAGAAGAAGCGCCAUGUGCAGGUGAAGGACAUGGGAGAGGAUCUGGAGUGCCUCUGCCAGAUCAUGAGGACCGUCGGACCGCGACUGGACCACCAGAAGGCCAAGUCCCUGAUGGACCAGUACUUUGCUCGCGUGCGGAGCCUGAUAGCCAAUCAGGAUCUUCCGUCGCGUAUCCGCUUCCUGCUCCAGGACACGCUGGAGCUGCGCGAGAACAACUGGACCCCGCGCAAGAUACACCGUGACAACGGGCCCAAGACCAUCACACAGAUACGACAGGACGCAGUCAAGGACCUGGGCGUGUUCAUCCCGUCCUCUCUGGGUUCGGGAGGCGGCGGCCGUAACGACUUCUUCGGCGAGGGCGUGAUUAACCCCUUCCUGGCCGGGCUGGGCAUGCGUGCGGGCAUGAUGGGGGGCAUGGGUCUGAUGGGGGGGCUGGGCGUGGGGGGCCUGGCCGACAUCUUUGGCCAGAUGCCGCUGGGGGGGGGCAUUGGCACGGGCCCCGGCGUCAUCCAGGAGGACACGCACUACUCCCCCGCCAACCGUAACCGUGGAAACGGCCUCUUCAUCUGCCCUCCGACGCACACGCUGGCGGCCUUCAUAACCCCGCAGCAGCACGCGCACAACAACCACGGCAACCACGGUAACCACGGCAACCACACGCACGGGGGAGGAGGCAACAACAACGCGGAGAAGACCAAUGGGAACAAGACCUUCAAGAACGGACAGAGUCAGCAGCAGUCGCAGGCUAAAGAUCUGACCCCUCGCUUCUCCAAGAGAGGACUCGUCAGCGCAGAGGAGGUGAGCCUGCGUCCCGCUCAGUCCUUCCAGCUCAACAAGAAUCAGCCCAAACUGGUGACGCCCGGACCCACACACUCUCCCCCACUCAUCAGAGAGCCUCCUCAGCUGGGUCUGAAGUCGGCGCCUGCGGUGAUCCAGGAGAAACCCCAGAAGACCAAGAAGGCCCCGCCCACCAAAGAGGAACUCAACACCAUGACCGAGACUCUGGUGCGUGCGUUCCUGGCGGGAGGGGAGGUGUGUGAGGCGGUGUCGGCGGUGCGCGACAUGAGGGCUCCGCGCUCCAGCGUGUGUGAACUCCUGACCAAGAUGAUUCUGAUUGGACUAGAGGGUUCCGACGCCGACCGCGAAAACACCAGCACGCUCAUACACACACUCGCCACCGAGGGACUUGUCACCGGGGAGCAGUACAUGCAGGCUCUGUUGGGUGUGUGUGAUCGGGAGGCGGAGCUUGAGGGUUCGGUGCCUCUUCUGAAGUCUGUGAUUGGCCAGUUUGCUGCGCGUGCGUUGCUAGGCGACGUGCUGAGUGUGUGUGAGCUGGCGGCUCCACUGCAGAACGGAACACACUUCCCCCUCUUCCUGCUCUGCCUACAGCAAGCUUCUCGCCUGAAGGACCAGGAUUGGCUGACGACAACCCUGACACAGUCACGCGUCAACAUGAUCACCAUGCUGCCAGAGUGUGACCAGACCAAGGAGCGCAUGCUGGAGCUGCUGGAGGGGAAAGGCUUGGGCUUCCUGCUGCCGCUGCUGCGCGUUGAGAAGGAGCUGCUUCGCCACAUCCGCGAGGACCCGACCGCCACACACAUCUACAGGUGGAUACGAGACAACGUCACCCAGGGACUGCACACCGACCCCAGCUUCAUCAACAUCCUCAUCACCAGCCUUCUUCAGUACGUGUGGGAGGAGGUUCGCUCCUGUGCCCCCGAGGAGGAGGAGUGGGACAGCUCUGCGGCGCCCCCUAGGGAGGCUCUGGAGCAGGAGAAGAGGCUGCUGGACUCCUUCAAACCCGUCAUGCAGAAGUUCCUGCACACACACACCCAGCUGCAGGUCACCGCCCUCUACGCCCUGCAGACACACACACACAGCCUGGGAUUCCCUAAAGGUAUGCUCCUGCGCUACUUUGUGUAUCUGUACGAUAUGGAGGUGGUGGAAGAGGAGGCUUUCCUGGGCUGGAAAGAAGAUCUGACUCAGGACCACCCUGGCAAGGGGAAAGCUCUAUUCCAGGUGAACCAGUGGCUGACGUGGCUGGAGACGGCUGAGGAGGAGGAGUCUGAGGACGAUGAAGAGUAACGAGUGUUCACCUACCUCCCGUACGAGAGUGUGUGUGUGUAGCUGAUGUAGGCGUGAUGUCUGAGUGUGUGUGUGUGUGUUGGAUUUUUAAUUCCCCUGCGUCUCUCUCUCGAGCAAGCAGUGUCUACUAGUGAAGAGUUUUCACUUGAAAUGAAAUUUAACUUUUUCUCGUUUUUAAAAAUCGUUAUUCUUUUUUUUUCCUUUUUCCUUUUUUUUACGUUGGCUGGAGGCCCCGCCUCGCAGUGUUUUUUAAGCCAAUCCUGAGUCCCGACGUCUUUGCCAAGCCUGCCCCUUAGUAGUGGGCGUGUCCUAUUUAUGCUCGACCAAUCACAGCCCUGUGCUCUGCACACCUUGCUUGGCCACGCCCCCUGUGAUUAUGAGGCUGCGUUCUGAUCAUGUGACAUCAGCCUGAGAGGAGAGGGCCGGUGUGAUUGGCUGGCUCUGGUCAUGUGAUCAUGUGGAUUCUGUUACUGUAUAACUGCUGCUUAUGUCAAUAAACAUUAUAAAGAUA
Messenger RNA from Engraulis encrasicolus (European anchovy), 3319 nucleotides. It is a transcript of the gene eif4g2a, whose product is annotated as eukaryotic translation initiation factor 4, gamma 2a. Gene Ontology annotation, molecular function: translation initiation factor activity; mRNA binding; protein binding. The record is from RefSeq and is a predicted model, not a curated record. Gene Ontology annotation, cellular component: eukaryotic translation initiation factor 4F complex. Lineage: Eukaryota; Metazoa; Chordata; Actinopteri; Clupeiformes; Engraulidae. The transcript is spliced from 21 exons. The annotation marks the transcript as partial.